Messenger RNA from Arachis duranensis, 2219 nucleotides. Its product is annotated as putative methyltransferase At1g22800, mitochondrial. Gene Ontology annotation, cellular component: mitochondrion. The transcript is spliced from 12 exons. The coding region runs from base 1017 to 2048 and encodes 343 amino acids. Lineage: Eukaryota; Viridiplantae; Streptophyta; Magnoliopsida; Fabales; Fabaceae. Gene Ontology annotation, molecular function: S-adenosylmethionine-dependent methyltransferase activity. Gene Ontology annotation, biological process: mitochondrial respiratory chain complex I assembly. The record is from RefSeq and is a predicted model, not a curated record.
CCAAGUCGCCGGCGGUUGAGGCACCGAGACCGAACCACGGGUAGAAUCAGAGACAGAGAGCUCGAUGCGGGAGGGAGUGGAGCUUCGAGUCUGCGGCCGGCCGUAGUGAGGUAAAUCAUCAAUGGCGGUCUUGUUCUCAGGCGCAGGUAGGGGAGGGAAACGCAGUUUGAAACGCUUCUAUCUUCUCCAUCGCCUACUGCUGGUUGUGCUAUGGAUGAAAUCAAUUGUGCCUCUUCCUACGAACAAUCAUGAUCGACUAGUUGCUGCUAAGGCGACGGGAGGACGGCGAAGUCGUGCCGGUGAGGAAGACGAGGACGAUCGGGUGCUGUUACGGUUAAUAGAGGAGGACGAUAGCAGACUGGCGAGGGGAGACUUUCGGUGACGCUGUCUUUGUUCAAAGUGCUGCCGCACCGGGAAGUUUCCGAUCGUCUAGCCGAUUUGCCAAGGGGAGCAGCUGCAAUUCAGUCUCACGCGCAAGGGAGAGGGAAAAGCAGGUUUGAAAUUCGGGUCGGGUUGGAGCAUAGGGCUUCUUUUCGGGUCUGGGCCAGGUCGGUGGCCCGGGUCCCUGACAAAAAAAAGAAGGAAGGGUUACAACUUACAAGUUGCAAAGCUACCAUCCUAGUGACAGCAUCUGAAGGAAUAAAAGCUUCUAGUUCUAACUGUUAAGUGUUAACAUUUAAAUCAUCUCUUAAAGAGGGAAGAACAAAAGCGUUGAAGCUGCUGCGAGGAGUGAUGGCGAAUUUCAUACUGGGCUGACUCAAAGCUUCUGUUAGUGUCGUGAGCAUUUGAUCGGUACAUUUGUUUGUUUGUUUGGAAUUUUAACUGGAAUCCUCCCCAAGUUAGAAUUUGUUUUUGCAAAGGUUCAGAGUAGUGCUUCAAGCUUGUUUGACACCCCUAUCUGCCCUUGCCGCGCUGCCACUGUUUAUAAAAGAAGUGGCAUAAUAUUAGUAUUAAGUGAAAUAAGAGAGUGCCCCAAGAGACUAGGUUCCAUACUACAAAGAAGAAGCUCACUCAAAAUGACAAGGCAUUUGGCUUCCUACAUGUUGCGUUCUGCUUCAGCGUGUACAAGUAGGAUUAGACAUCCAUUUGCUGCUGCUUCUUUCUGCACUGAUACUUCAACUUCGAGCUCCAGGGUCAAGAUCUUUGACCGCCAACUCAAGCGUAAACAGCGAGACCGAGCUGCAUGGUUGAUGCCCUCAAAUUCUGACGACCCUUUCCUUAAUACUGUUGCUCAUAAUCUCCUCGAUCGCUUGCAAGAUUGUAAGAAGACCUUCCCUACUGCAUUGUGUUUGGGAGGCUCCUUGCUACCAGUCACCCGCUCGCUCUACACCCAGCGUACCAUAGAAAAGCUUAUUGUUAUGGAUGCAUCCUAUGAAAUGGUACAGCUGUGUAAAAAUGCUGAGGAUGCCUCUAACAAUGAUAACAUUGAGACAUUGUAUGUGGUUGCUGAUGAAGAAUUUUUGCCAAUCAAAGAAAGCUCUGUGGAUUUGGUUAUUAGCUGUUUGGGACUACACUGGACAAAUGAUCUGCCAGGAGCAAUGAUACAGUCUAGAUUGGCGCUGAAACCUGAUGGCCUAUUUUUAGCAGCUAUUCUUGGUGGAGAAACCUUAAAGGAACUAAGAAUAGCUUGUACUGUAGCACAAAUGGAGCGUGAAGGAGGGAUCAGUCCCAGAGUAUCACCAUUGGCUCAGGUUCGAGAUGCUGGAAAUCUUUUGACAAGGGCGGGUUUCACCCUUCCUGGUGUUGAUGUUGAUGAAUAUACAGUUAAAUAUGAAAGUGCCUUGGAGCUUAUAGAACAUUUACGAGCAAUGGGUGAAACGAACUCUCUUUUUCAAAUGAAUACUAUCUUAAAGAGGGACACUGCCUUAGCAACUGCAGCUAUUUAUGAUUCAAUGUUUGCUGAAGAAGAUGGCACAGUACCUGCAACCUUCCAGGUGAUUUACAUGACGGGGUGGAGGGAACAUCCUUCUCAACAGAAAGCAAAAACAAGGGGAUCAGCCACUAUAUCUUUUAAGGAUAUUCAGAAGCAAUUUGGAAACCAUAGUUGAGUAUGUGCUGUAUACCAUUGUCAUACAGUGAAAUAAAGGGGAAUAUAUUAUUUUAUUAUUCCAAAUAAUGAGGCAUGAAGUGUGACAUUCUAUAUAGAUCAUGGCCACAUUACGAAAUGGAUCAUCUACUUUGAUUUUUAAGUGACAUUAUAAAUACUCAUCAUUCAAACA